AUGUUUAGAUCUUUUAGAUAAAUUCUACUCAACUCAUCAUCUUUUUAGUAGACAUCAAGAAUGAGCUAUCUAAAGUCUUUUAUCUUUAAAGGAAAUGAAAUAAGUAACUGCAGAGAAUUAGGGUUUGUUAACUAAAAAAUGGAAUAAUAAAUUCCAAGUAGCAUGAGUGCCUUAAAAACAAUUUACAAUUAUGUUAAGUAUCCUUAAAAACAUAAAUAUUCAUUGAUUAUAAUUGAAUUAUCAAAGCUACUUCGUUCUAAUUAAGACAGCCUGUAAUAAUAAAAAGUAAAUUCUUAGCUAAUCGAUUUAGCUGUUUGUACUGAAAAUGUUAAUUUAGCCAUUUACCUUCACGCAUCUCUCUCAAAUUUCAAGAACAUUAUCAAGGACCAAAACUACUUUGUUGCUAAAAUUUUAGAAAAAACUUUAAGCAAUAAAAAGCUAGUACUUUCUGGAGAUUUCUUCCACGUUAAGGCCUCUUCAUUAAGUUCUAAAAUUGGGUAUAUAGAAAUACCUUAAUAUUUCUCAAAGAUAGAAGAAAAUGUUAGCAAGGGAAUGAUUAUUCAAGAAACAUUAAACAAAAGAAUGCUAAAAAAUGAACCUGUAGAAUAAAAAGAAGUUGAAAAAAUGAUAGAAUUGAGGGAUACCUCUUUGAUUUCUUAUUCAUUGAAAUGCUUGGGAGUUAUCAUUUAAUUGAAUUAAUAAGACUAAGAACAGUUAUAUCAAAUUGGAGUAACAAUAGGCAGAAUUCUUCAUCUCAAGCACUCUUUAAUUUUAAAUAAAUAAUUACCAGAUGGCUUAAUAAAAUUAGAGUUAUUGAAACUUUUUAAAUCCGAAAAGGAACCUAUCGAAACUACAGAGGAAUAAGUCAAAGUGGAGAAAUAAAAACUAAUUUAAUAAUUAAAAAUGCAAUUAUAAAAAUUCAAGAUUGAAGAAUAAAAAAUAAAUGAGUUUGUUAGACUUAUUUGA
This is a messenger RNA of Tetrahymena thermophila SB210, 966 nucleotides long. RefSeq names its product polyprenyl synthetase protein. Lineage: Eukaryota; Ciliophora; Oligohymenophorea; Hymenostomatida; Tetrahymenidae. Gene Ontology annotation, biological process: isoprenoid biosynthetic process. The record is from RefSeq and is a predicted model, not a curated record. The transcript is spliced from 9 exons.